This is a messenger RNA of Cladocopium goreaui, 2303 nucleotides long. Lineage: Eukaryota; Dinophyceae; Suessiales; Symbiodiniaceae. The record is from the annotation of a GenBank genome assembly.
AUGCUGGGGAGCACCGGCGUUCCUGCUGCCGGAGGUUCCGGAGGUUCUGCCUCCGGAGGCUGUGCAGCCGGAUGUGGAGCGGCCGGCUCCACUGGAAGCAGUGGCAACUGGGAACAGCUCGCUCAGAGGACUGGAAUUUGGCAGCUGCCAAAUCGCGGGGUGGCGGUGUUCCACGAGUCGCCAGCACAUGCUGAAACCUUUUGCAGCAAGCUGAAAGAAGAGCUGCAGAGGUAUGAGUUUGGGGCUGUGCGAUUUGAGAACAUCGAUGUCUCCAGCGUGAAUUGGGAAGAGGGUCACUUGUCACAGCUCUUUAAGAUCUUGCAGAUGGCUGGGGCAAGCUCGCAAAGAAUCAAGGCUUUCAGAUGUGGUGCUAAAGAUCCGUCAGUUCUCAGCCUUUGUGAGUGGUUGGCGUGCACAGAAGCCUCCAAGAUCCCGCAAGAGAUUCACCUGUCCCACAACGACCUCACUACGGGUUCGUUGGAGGCCUUGAUCACAGUCUUGGAGGUGAAAAGCUUGAGACAUCGGCCGAAUUUCCCCUACUGGAUUCGCAUCGAGGGGAAUCGGAUGUCCACGAGCUUCAUCAACGAUCUUGCAAAGGAUGGCAAAGCAUGCUUGGCAGUAGGCAAAUGCUCUACCCGCUCCUGUGAAUUGAUGCAGCAGGGCCAACCGCCUUCAUUGCUGCAUCUUCGAUUUGGCGCCAACCAACGAGCGGUACCAGCGAAUCAAGCUGUCUUUCCUUCUGUUGCGAGCUCCUUGAGUGGUGUGGCUCCACAGGAUGGAUCAGAAACCGCUGCAGCAUUCCCAGCCUCAGAGGAUAGAUCACCCCUGCUGAAAAAAAUCGAAUCUGCACAUGCCAUGAUGCAGGAACUUCGAGCAGCUUCCUGUGAACCGAUCAGAGCAUUAGCAGAGAAUGCAGCAAUAGUUGCCCAAGAGGAGCUGGUGGAGGCGGCUCACCAGGCGAACACCGCUGCCAGAGCGGCUUGGCAGGUGAAGACCACCGAGAAUUGUCCUUCGCAAGCUGAGAUGCAGUGGCAACAGAUGCAGGCUGGGCAGCAGCAACAGCAACAGCAGCAGCAGCAGCAAUGGCAGCAAUGGCAACAGCAGCAGUUGCAACAGCAGCAGUUGCAACAACAACAGAUGCAAGCGCAGAUGCAGAUGCAGCAGCAGAUGCAGUGGCAGGCAGAACAGCAGAAACUGCAACAGCAGCAGCUGCAAGCACAAUGGAAUCAACAGCAAUGGGCUCAGCACCUUCAGCAAAGCCAGCAGUCCAUGCAGCAGCCUGUGAUACAACAGCCCGUGAUGCAGCCAAUGCAAACCAUGCAACCGAACCAGAGCGGAGCUCCACAGCAGACGGACCAGACGUUGGACGAGGAAAUUCUUCGGUUGCUCAAGGAGGCCCGAGCUGAAACAGCGACCUCGCCGAAGAAACCAGAGGCGACUAGCCAGCCAGCUGCAGACGAGAGGAAUUCGAGAGCAAAGGCAGCCGCAGCAGCUGCUGCAGAAAUUGAAAAACGCAUGAAGGAGCAAGACAAGCAGGACGAGGAACCGAAAGGACCGAAGCUGAGUGAGCAAAAAGAAGAGAAGACAAAGACAGGAGAGAAAGAGGCGAAGGAACAGAAGCAACAGAAAGAACAGACUGACAAGAAGGAAGCGACACAACAGAAGAAGCAGAAGGAACACAAGGAACAGAAACAAGACAAACCAGAGAAAGCAGAGAAGGUGAAAGAUCCAAAGGAAUCAAAGGAGAACAGUGUUGAACAGAAAUCGACAGCUACAGCGAGUAAAGUUGCAUCUUCAAACCCCACUCAAGUCACACACGUUGUUGACUCCCCGGAGAGGAAAGAAGCCCAGACUUCUGCUGGAUCUGCUGAUCCACCUUGGCGUGCCCAUCGGAGGAGAGCAGACAAGAAACCCGGCAGCAGAAGUCCGACGCGGCCACUGCGCAGGACCAGAAGGUCUCGCUCCCGCAGCAGGAGGCAACACAGAAGAACAAGGAAGGUGCGGUCACCCUCAAGGCGUGCCAAAAGUCCAAGCCCUCCACCUCUGAAGAAAAAACCUCCAGGAGCAAAUCCAAAGACGAAAUCUUCGCCAAAAGUGGCAGUUCCAGACGUUGGGAAAGCCAAGACCAUUGUCGUUGAAGAAGACAAAGCGGCCGAUGAAGCCAAGCAGCAGGAAAUGAAAGAGAGGAGGGAGCGAGCCGCUGAAAUCGCCAGCCUCAAGUCUGCGGUGUCCCAACUAUUUGGAGGGAUGAUGUAGAGUUGUGAGUGAUUCGAAACCGGGUGCUUCUCCAAUGAUUUGCAGAG